UGACGAUCAUGCAAAAACUCUCACAAAGACAAUUAUUCUUACAUUUACAAUGAUAUCCCACCUUCCAGUUGAAAUAAUUCUUCAAAUAUUUCAAAUAAUUUAUUAUUCCAAACCCAAAAAUCGUCCUUAUGAACAAUAUCAAACUCUUCGUUCAUGUUUAUUGGUUAACAGAUUUUGGUGUAUAAAUGUCACAUCAAUCCUCUGGUCAAGAGUUUUUGCACCAGAUUCACUAGUUCGUUUAGGAGCCAUAAGUAAAUACAUUUCAUGUUUAAAUCCAGAAAAAUUCCAGCUCCUUUUGGAUGCUGGUAUGAAAUUUUCAAAACGUACAGAAUAUAAUCAGCUUUUUGAUUAUCCUUCAUUCUUAAAGGAAUUACAAUUCGAUAUAUUUUUAAAAGAUUUAUCAGCUUGGUGCAUUGAAUAUUAUCGUUGUCGUAACCUCAAAUUCCAGAAUCUCGUAUUAAGAACCUUAUUAGAAUUAUUUUCUGAAAGAGGUGCCAAAUUAGAAGUUUUUUAUAUGAAAAAAGUAUACAAAUGUGCAUUUCCUUUUUAUCAUACAGAUUUAAGAUAUCUGGAUUUUAGUGUGUUAACAUCCGUUAACGUUAAAGGAAUAUUUGCGAACUGUAAAAAAAUGCGAUUAGAAGGAGAUGUAUUGAUGCUUAGUAAUAUUAUAGAAAUUUUUACAAAAAUUUGUAAUAAUAUCGAACAUUUAACGCUCGAUUCACCGAAUAUAGGACCUAGAAUUUUACAAAAUGAAUUUUGUAACUUUAUGGAUCCGAAAUCACACUCAUUUUUAAAUGAUGAAAUAGAUAGAAAAAAGAUUCUUUCUACAAUUUUAUCAAAAUCAUUUUCUGCUACUCAAUCUAAUGCACUUGUCAGUUUAAUUACUUCUCAACGUAAACUUAAGAUUUUGGUUUUAACUAAUCAGUCAACA
Molecule: messenger RNA, 931 nt
Organism: Dentiscutata heterogama
Lineage: Eukaryota; Fungi; Glomeromycota; Glomeromycetes; Diversisporales; Gigasporaceae
Source: the annotation of a GenBank genome assembly